AAAACAACAUGCAGUUGCUGCACGCUUUGCAAUCCAGUGUUUUUGCAUGAGGAUCUGCAGAACAGAUGAGUGAACACACUGUUUUUCAUAUGUAGAGGAGGUCAAAUUCCAAAUUCAUAUUCAUGUUCAUAUUCUUUGAUGUUUUCUUCUAUUACACUGCUGUAUGGAGCUGAGAUUUCCCUGAGGGUCAGUAAAAUGUCUUCUUGUCUUAUCCUCCUUGAACAGUGGCUGGGCUGCAGUCUUUCAAAGGCUCCAUGGUGCUGCUUUCAGCCUCAUCUAGUGGCUAAACACAGCAACAGCAGGAAUGUACUGUGACAAGCAUCCAAAGGCAUCUGAGGCCCCUGGACACCAGUCUAAUUGGCACGCUCGAUGAAUGCAUCAAGAGUGUAACUCCAGACAGUAUGGCACCACAGUCCUUUGCAGGCACUUCAUCCCCGCUCAACGAGACAUCCCUAACAGACAGACAAUGAAUCGCACCUGCACACCGUCAUCAUCCUCAUCAUCAUCACCGUGCUGCGUGUUUUCCCUCCACCCAGGUGAUGAUGCUGCUGCUGUGGGUGGGGGCUCAGCUUCUUCUUAUUAGGCUGCGGUCCCUGCGGCUAUCGCGAGUCAGUCUGGGGCUGAAGUCAGUCUGGUGGUAAACUUCCCUCCCCAAAGACAAACAGGGAGACGACACGAGAGAGCAGGAUCCAGAUGACUUCUUUUUCUUGUGGCUCCCUAUAGUCAAAACUCAACAGACACAAUGCACUGCCAUUUUGUAAGCUGCCACGCCACAACCUGCAUUGAUUCCCAAAGCUGAGGUUAACUACGUGGAAAUACAAUGUGCAGAUAAAUAUAUGUGAGUCAUUUUUGCCCAGCUUCUCCUACAAAGCUGAGUAGCCCUGACUGACGGAUCCUUGACACACAAAGGUCAGAUUUAAAGAUACAUUUAUGAACUUCAGUUAGUGGAAACCAGCUUUUAUAUGUGGUGUCAAAACUACUGCAAAGACUGAGCAACAGGAAACAACAGUGCUACUCAUCAAGCAACUCAGAAGUUAACUCCGCUCUGUUUAACAGCUGCUAAAGUGUUCAAACAUGGCAACAGCUCCCACUAUGGAAGUGGCAGACAUCAUCGUUGUAGUAAUCUACUUCAUCGUGGUGCUUGCAAUCGGCUUCCUGGCCAUGUGGAGAGCCAAUCGGAACACAGUGAGUGGCUACUUCCUCGCUGGUCGCUCCAUGAACUGGGCGGCUGUAGGAGCGUCUCUAUUCGUCAGCAACAUAGGAAGUGAGCAUUUCAUUGGACUUGCUGGAUCCGGUGCUGCUAGUGGGUUCAGCGUGGCUGCAUGGGAAUUCAAUGCUCUGUUAUUGCUCCAGUUGUUGGGCUGGGUGUUUAUCCCUGUCUACAUUCAGUCCGGAGUUUACACUAUGCCAGAGUAUCUGUCCAAACGGUUUGGAGGGAGGAGACUCAAGGUGUAUUUUGCUGCGUUAUCACUUGUUCUAUACAUCUUCACCAAGCUGUCUGUGGACCUCUAUGCCGGAGCCUUGUUCAUCAAGGAAUCUUUAGGGUGGAACCUCUAUUUGUCAAUCAUCCUGCUCAUUGCCAUGACUGCUUUGCUGACAGUCACUGGAGGUCUGGUUGCUGUCAUCUACACAGAUACAGUCCAGGCAUUCCUCAUGAUUGCUGGAGCGCUCUGUCUUACAGGCAUCAGCCUCUUCAAAGUGGGAGGACUUGAAGGGGUGAGGAUAAAGUACAUGCAAGCCACUCCAAACAUCUCUGCCAUUUUGCUGUCUUCACCCAAUCUGACGUAUUCUGAAUCCUGCCACCACCACCUCAACCCAAAACCAGAUGCACUGAAAAUCCUUCGAGGCCCAAGGGAUCCAGACCUGCCCUGGCCUGGUUUUUUGCUGGGGCAGACUCCUGCCUCUAUUUGGUACUGGUGUGCAGAUCAAGUGAUUGUACAGCGGGUUCUGGCAGCAAAGAACAUCGCCCAUGCCAAAGGUUCUACUAUCAUGGCUGGCUUCCUGAAAAUCCUGCCUAUGUUUGUCAUUGUCAUUCCAGGGAUGAUUUCCAGGAUCCUCUUUGCAGAUGAGUUGGCAUGUAUUAGCCCAGAGCACUGCAUGGAAGUGUGCGGUUCUGCGGCUGGCUGUAGCAAUGUGGCUUACCCACGGCUCGUCAUGUCAGUGAUGCCUGUUGGUCUCCGUGGCCUGAUGAUGGCUGUCAUGAUCGCUUCUCUAAUGAGCGACCUGGACUCCAUCUUCAAUUCGGCGAGCACCAUAUUCACUCUGGAUAUUUACAAGAUGCUACGGAAGCAGGUUUCAUCCAGAGAGCUGAUGAUUGUCGGUAGACUGUUUGUGGUUUUUAUGGUGAUCAUUAGCAUUGCCUGGGUGCCAGUCAUCAUUAUGAUGCAGGGAGGCCAGAUGUUCUAUUACAUCCAAGAAGUAUCAGAUUAUCUGACUCCACCCAUAGCUGCUGUCUUCUUGCUUGGUGUCCUCUGGCAUCGCUGCAAUGAGACUGGUGCCUUUUGGGGUGGGAUGGCAGGGUUUACACUCGGAGCGCUGCGUCUGGUGUUGGCGUUUGUUUACCGCGAACCACACUGCGAUCAGCCUGACGAGCGGCCGUCUUUCAUCAAAGAUGUCCAUUUCAUGUAUGUGGCAGCCAUCUUGUUUUGGGUUGCAGCUUUGGUGACUGUUGUUGUGAGUCUCUGCACUCCUCCCCCUGAAAAAGAACAAAUCAGAACAACUACUCUGUGGGGGUUAAACAGGAGAAAGCGGCUAAAACAGCAAUUAAAUGAAAAAGCUGAAGACGACAUCAGCACAUUGAAGCCUCUUAACCAUAAAGCCUUAAAUGGAAACUGUGUGCUUGGUAACGAAAAGCGUCAAGACCACCCGAAUAAGCUCAAUGGUAUUGAGGCCAAUCAUGGAAAUGCUCAGCUAAGCAAUAGUCACACUAUCACAGCCACUGACAAUGAAACCCAGCAUCCAGUUCAGAAUGGUUGCUAUGCACUGAUUACAGACCCCAAAAUGGUAGAAGAGGGAGAAGUGAGGGAUGGGGAGGAGGAAGGGGAGGGCUGCUUUGGAGGGGGAGGAGUGGAGGGUGGGAGGUAUAUCAAGGUUUUAGAGUGGUUCUGCGGCCUCCAAGAGAAACCAUCCAAAACUCAGGUCAUUACAGUUCAGGAACAGGAGAAGAUUGUAGAUGAUCUUCUCGAUGAGCCUCCACGAACCAGAAUCAUCCUGAACAUAGGACUGGUGGUGAUUUGCUCUGCAGGGAUCUUUCUCUUCAUCUAUUUCUCCUUAUAGGCUCCAAAAUGACUUGAGUCAAGUUACUGCCUCAGAACACUGUUGGGGUCGAGUCUUCAGGAAAACAGGGGACAUCAUUAAAUAACAGCACUUCUUUUUGUACAAGAAUAUACUGUGGUAUUUUUCAUUUAGCCUACACGACAAAAAGCUCAUGUUACAUAUUGUAUUUGUUCAAGAAAUACACUAAAACUAGACUGAACCAUUGGUAAUCAUAUGUGCUAAUACUUUAGCAUACAGUAACUUUACAGUGACAGUUUGCUAAAAGUGAAGGACAUUUGUGUCAUGGAAACAUAAUUUCACAACAACAUAUUAAAAUCCAAGUGAUAACAAAUUACAAAAACAAAAUAGCAACUAGCAUAAUUUUAUACAUGAACUUUUGCAUUCUCAAAACUAAUGCUAAUAUUCUUGAAUACUUCUGGUCACAUUUUGCCAUACUGGAAAGGAGAUUAGUGAAAAUUGUACAGAAAGUGAUAUAAAACAACACUGAUUUUAAUUGGCAAUAACACCACAGGGCACUAUUUGCUGAGAUUCUGGUAGGGUGCAGUGUGCCAAGUGUUAGCAGGGAUGUAUGGAUGGUUUUACCUGUAAUUCUUAAUGCAAACCUAGUGAUAGAAAUAAGUAUAGAAGGCUCAUUUUAUGUAUUUUCCAAAAUUCAUAUUUGACUGUGACAUGUGCUCUUUUGUUGUGUACAAGUACGAUAACAUAUUCCUGAAUUUGUCCUCAUGGGGAUGUUUUCAUGAUAUGGAAAUUCAUAGUGAAUGUGAAAUUUGCAGUGACUUUGCCUUAAUUUAGAUUUUACUGGAAAUGUUUUCUACUAUGUUUUUCUUUUUUUCUUUUUUUUCUACAUAAUUUCCCCGAGGGACGUAAUUUCCCCAAGGGACGUAAUUUCCCCGAGGGAGUCAUCCCAAAGGGAUCAAUAAAGUCCCUCUAAGUCUAAGUCUAAGUCUUUUUGUCUUUCAUAUUUGAAAGGACAGUCAUUUUCAACACAUCAGAGAGGGUUAGAGAGUAAUACUUUGUUAUUAUAAAAGAUACACAUGAUGUGUGUGGUAUGUGCUAAUGCUCAAACAAACUGUUGAACAACCUGUUCUAAGUUGCACACAAGGAUGUCUUGGGAAAAUAAACAUUUAAUGAAAUCUUCUUGUUUUUUUCUACACUAAAAUGGUAUCUUCCACUCAAAUAGUUUAUUUUUUUAAUGAACAUAAUUGUGAUUUAUGAUGUUAUUGUAUUGUUUUGUAAGAAAUAAGCCUGAUCACAGAUGUGUAGGGGAGGACUUUGAGAAAUAACAACCUAGCAUUUCUAGGACUGGCAUUUCUGAAUGUGGCUAAUGUGGUUUUUCUCAGGAAUGAUUUUAGGUGCCAGUUCUGAGUUGUCUUCCCGCAUUUGACGGUAGUGAGAUCCUACACCAUCGGUGUGCACAAUAAAAAAUAGAGAUGGAACUA
Molecule: messenger RNA, 4715 nt
Organism: Lates calcarifer (barramundi perch)
Lineage: Eukaryota; Metazoa; Chordata; Actinopteri; Centropomidae
Product: sodium/myo-inositol cotransporter
Exons: 7
Coding region: 1075-3276 (733 amino acids)
Biological process (GO): transmembrane transport; inositol metabolic process; myo-inositol transport
Cellular component (GO): plasma membrane
Molecular function (GO): D-glucose:sodium symporter activity
Source: RefSeq, a predicted model, not a curated record